Molecule: messenger RNA, 822 nt
Organism: Didymodactylos carnosus
Lineage: Eukaryota; Metazoa; Rotifera; Eurotatoria; Philodinida; Philodinidae
Source: the annotation of a GenBank genome assembly
AUGCCAUGCCCUCCCAUGAUGCCUCAAUUUCCACAGCAGCUGCCAUGCGCUCCUCAAAUGCCAAUGAUGCAGCAACAAAUGCCUUGUAUGCCUCAACAAAACUUCAUGAUGCCUCCCCAAUUUCCCAUGCAACAAUCAUUUCAACAUCCAUGUUUACAAUCAAUGGGUGGAUCAUUUGCCGGAUCUCAAAUGAUGCUACCACAGGGAGGCAUGAGUAAUUACCUUGGAUACGGGUCUCCUAGUUACCCAGGUAGUAAUAUGAAUAUGAUGGGUGGAUUUCCAUCAACCGGACGUGUUCUCGUUAUGGCAUCAAAAAAUUUUCGUUCAAAAUUUUAUUGUCGAUGUUUUUGUGUAUUUUCAAUUUUAUUAUCAUUCCUAGUUAAUGAAACGUGCUCAAAAUCUGUGCGCGUACAUGCACAUGGUCAACGAUUAUCUAUUCCUCGCUAUCCAUACAUAAAAGAUCGUAUAAUAAGAAGUAAUUCGGGUAAAUUAUUAAGCGUUGAUACAAAUGGUAUCCAUAGACCGAAUAAUGCUAUAGAAAUUGAACAAGAAUUGUCGUUAACCACUCAGACACUCCCAUUAUUCGAUUUCGAAACGCAACAUACAUGUGUGACAGCUUGUUACGCAUGCGUAGAAGGACCGUUGCAUUCAGAAGGAUCAAAUAAAAAGCAAUCAUCCGAUGAAAACUGCGGUCCAAUGUGUGAUUGUGCUGAUAUGUGCUUUACUAAUUCUAUAGAAGAGGUAAAUUCACAAUUUGGUGGUGAAAAUUCAUGUUGGUUACGAUCAUACCUACAAGCACUUGCCGGCGAACAAGUCAUAUAA